Messenger RNA from Tetranychus urticae (two-spotted spider mite), 1141 nucleotides. NCBI's taxonomy places the organism in Eukaryota, Metazoa, Arthropoda, Arachnida, Trombidiformes, Tetranychidae. The record is from RefSeq and is a predicted model, not a curated record.
AUGGUGGAUUUAAAAUCUGGUCAAUUAGGUGUUGUUACAGAGACUGGUUAUCAUGAUGGUGUUUUGGGUUUGAUGCAAGAAGGGAAAGCGGAGUUGUGUUUCAUACCAUUGGCACUUGACACUGUAAAAGUACCAGGUCAAUUCACACCCGUUAUAUCAGAAGAAAGCUAUUACAUCAGUUCAAUACGUAAUAUGGGUGGCGGUACUUCAGCUUUCAUUGAUAGUUUUAUUUCAGUAAACACGAUUCCCAUACUAUUAGCUAUUUUAAUAGUUCUGCUAUUGGAAUUGGCUGUUAUCAAACACUUCAACAUUGAAUCGAUUGUCAAAGCUAUCUAUCAAUCCUUUGGUACUUCAUUUUAUCAGAAGUUAUCUCGACAUUCAACAUGGUUUUGCCUCAUUCUUAUGAUUAUCAUAAUGUUUCCUGUUUACAUUUUCAAUGCUUCAUUCAACACUCAAACUAUUGUCGGAACUAAUGACGUUAAAAUUGAUACAUUGAGAGAUGUCAUUACAUAUAACAAGAUACCGUUCUUUUUCGAGGGUAUUUCUAUGUUCGACUUGUUCAAAGCUAAAGUAACUAAGGAUUAUGGUGAUAUUUACGAACAAUCAAAAUCCAAAGGAUAUGAUAAACCAUACAAACUUGGACUUAUUCCUGUUUUCAGACCUGCAGACAGAAUGGUAACUUUCAUCUCUACUCUAGGUGUGAAGAUGGCUCGUCUAGGUUCGGAUGAAAUACACGAGCCUAACCAGGUCCAUCACUUUUCAGAGCGACCCUUUCACAGGUCUGUACAAGCUUUGCUCUUGAGCUUUGAAACUCCCGAGUCAAUAAAGAGAAGGAUUCAUCUUAUAUGUCAAAGAUUAGCUCAAGCCACAAUCGCCAAGAAAAUAGAAGCUGAUGUCUACAUUGAAUCUAUUCUAAGCUUUUAUCCUGCAAGUUUAUUCGACUUUCACAAAGCGGAAAUUCCACAAAAUUCAAUCGAAGUUAACUGGAAAUCUUUAAACUACAAUACAUUUUGUGAAAUAUUUUAUGGAUACAUUUUAUUGUUAGUGUUGGUAUUAAUAUUACAACUUAUUGAGCUCCUAAAUGUCCUGCUAUUCAAGCGUUAAGUUCAUUGUAAAUGAAAACUGAAUUGCUCGAACGCUG